Messenger RNA from Caenorhabditis sp. 36 PRJEB53466, 2483 nucleotides. Lineage: Eukaryota; Metazoa; Nematoda; Chromadorea; Rhabditida; Rhabditidae. The record is from the annotation of a GenBank genome assembly.
AUGUCUGCCAACGGAUUCUGGCUGUUCGAAGGGCUUGAAGAGGAGCCGUACGGUCUUCUGCCUCUUGUGAACCUCUCCGGAAAGGUUAGUUACUCCCUUAUUUCGUUCUUUCAUUCUUUUUUUCAGGGAGGCCCUACUAGCACCAAAUACGUGGAUCGUGUCGGGUCGUACCAGUGGUAUCUGAAUGACGAGACGGCGACGAUCCUUGUCCCGGGGGCUCCGGUUGAGUCGUUCUACUGGCCUGGUGGCAAGUUGAUGCAAGAUCACGGAGUAGUCAUUUAUGACGUCAAUCACAUGAAAGUGAGUUCAAGACUUGUUGACUGAAACUCGAGAAAUAGCGUGAUCUGAAGAAUUGAGGAACUCGAUUAACGAUCAAAUUGGAAAUGAGUUUCAGGUUCGGGAAGGUUCUCUGGACGCGAUAAUCAUUGCAGCCAGACUGCUCAGUGAGAAGAAGAAGAAGCCGAUUGACUUCUCUCAAUUCCACUUCAUCACCGAUGCGAUCAACCUCCAAAAGAUCUUCGCUUUCUGUAAUGAAGCCGGAGAAGGAUUGUUCCGAAUCGACUGCGAACGCGUUGGAAAGACCGUUCUUCUGACGAGGUGAAUAGAGGUUGAUGAACAGUUCAAUUCAAAAAGUAAAGUUUCAGAAUGGAGGCUUCGGACCUAAUGGAGAUCGGACACGUCACGUUCGACCAGAAUCUGAAGGCCAGAAUGACGAGACCACGAGGUGCUCAUUCGACGGGUCCGUUCUUCCAAUUGGUUGCGUACCAAUAUGGAUCAUUCCGCAUUCUCGUUCGAUAUGAAGUCGACUGCGCUGAUUAUGCAGCCGUCAAGAGCAAUCCGUAAGAUCGUUCUUAUGUUUCUGUGCUCAUUUCGUGUUUCAGAACACCGGUGGACAAGUCGGAAGUGCUUCCGGAGAAGAAAAAGAGUGAUAUCAACCCGGAGAUUGAAGUGGUGAACUACGGAGAAGUGCCGCAUGACGUCCCUCUCCAAGUGCUUACCACCUAUCCGCAGGGAGCCGGCUUCCCGUUCUUCACCUGGGCGCAGCUGUUUUUCACCAACGCCAAUCACGUGAGCCGCUCAGUUUGUUGUAUUGCACGUACAAUUGAUGUUUUCAGGAAUUUCUGGGAUGGUUCAAAGGUAACGGAGACUUUGGAAAGCCGGCCAUUUACACUCUGCAAGACGUCUCGAAAAUGAUGAAGCCGCUUCCUCUGGUGUCUUUGAGCAAGGUGCACGAUUGUCUGGAUAAGGUCUACAAGUUCUUGACGAAGAACGAUUCGAACUUCCGGUGCGGACUCGUUUGGAAAGGAAAGGCUCACCUGGAGAUCUUUGCGAAGCACGAGACUGCGGGCGGAGGAAUCAGUCAGGGAGUUCGCGACUUCCUGGCGACACAGUGCAAGGACGAAGAGCCGGAGGAGGAGAAGUGAACGAGAAGAAGACCUUUUUUCCAAAUGAAUUAAUUUCCUUUUUGUAUAAUGUGUUUUGAUGAUAAAGUAUGUGGUUUUGAAAGCGAGAAGAAGGAAGAACCAGUUGUUGGCCCCGAACAAUAACCGUUGUUAUUCUAGACUUUCCAGCUUGGAACACAUCUAUAAAGGGAGAGGGUCAACAUUCCACUUUCCCUGUUUCCAGAUGAUUUCCCUCAUUUUUGUUCCUUAUCCGCCAAGUCAGCAGUCUUCAUGUCACCCACAUCAGUGACUGUGGGACUGCGAGAGGCUGCUGGAAGCUGCCGAACGGGUGCAAGGAUGCGAGCGACUGCACGACGAUGCUCACUUGGAAACACGAGCGCCGUCAUCUGAUCGUGGAGAUUGAGAGCAAACUGGUCAAGCCGAACAUGUGGAUGGGCAUUGGAUUCUCGAAGGAUGAUUUGAUGGUAGGCAGGUGAGGUGUGGUUUGUAAUAUUGUUGCUUUCAGGGCAAUGACACAGUUUUCGAGUGCCAGUUUCCAGCAUCAGGCUCCGGUGGAGUGUUCCUGUCCCACAAUACAGCAAAGAGAAAUAUUGUACUCAAAACUGUGAGCUGACUUUAUUGGCUUAGCGACCAGUGAGGAUAAACUUGGUAUUUAGGCUUCCGAACUUUUGAUUCGCGAUGGAUACACCGAGUUUGUGGACGGAAAGGCAAUGUGCGGAGGAGAAUGGAUUCUGGAUAAUAUCCAUUUGGAAGCGGGCGAGAGGAACCUGGUAGGCCACUUGAAAAAGAAGGGGUUGAAGAGAGAUAUUGUUCAGAUGCAUGUCAUCUCUUCGGGGAGGUACAAUUUGUUCUUUGCUUAUGGACCAAUGGAGAAGGGUGAGCACACUUCUUCUUCUUCUUUUUCUUCUUCUUCUUCCUGCAACCCUGAUUCUGUUUCCAGGAGAGAAGAGAAUGCACGGAAUGAGUGGAAAAGAGGCUCCGUGGAGAUCCCAAGAGCAGGUCCGCUUCUGCCAGAGGUGCUCCAGUUCCUUCGCCAACUUGGAUUCAGUGGCAGCCGACGAAUUCAACAAACAGAAAUGA